CGCCAUAAUCACUUCCUGGGAUCUGUCAAUGAAAAUAAUUAAAAAAAAAUAAUGUCGAGAUUAAAAAUACUGGAAACUCUCCAGUUGUUUUCCAGACACAGAUUCCCUCUAAAAAUUGUAAAUAGUGAACUGUUGUCAAAGGGAUCAAUUUUUCAAUGUGGGUUAUGUGAUAGAGUUAAACCUAACCUCAAAUUGUCACUCUCGGCGCUAAAUUCAAGGAAUUUUUCAACUGAGAAUUCAGAAAAAACUCAUAUAAAUGUAGGUACUAUAGGGCAUGUAGACCACGGAAAAACGACACUAACAGCUGCUAUUACCAAAGUCCUGCAAAAAGAUGGUCUUGCAAAGUUUGUAUCAUAUGAUGAAAUUGAUAAAGCUCCGGAAGAGAAAGCUCGUGGAAUUACCAUCAAUGCUGCUCAUGUUGGUUAUACAACCAAAAAGAGGCACUAUGCACAUACAGACUGUCCUGGCCAUGCCGAUUUCAUUAAAAAUAUGAUCUCAGGGGCUUCCCAGAUGGAUGGUGCAAUAUUAGUGGUAGCAGCCACUGAUGGCCAAAUGCCUCAAACUAGAGAACAUCUUUUGUUAGCUAAGCAAGUGGGGGUGCAAAAAAUUGUUGUUUAUGUAAACAAGGCAGACUUAGUGGACAAGGAGGUAUUAGAAUUGGUGGAAAUUGAAGUAAGAGAAUUGUUGGAUGAAUUUGGAUUUGACAGUGAAAAAUCACCGUUUGUUUGUGGGUCUGCUUUGAAAGCUUUAAAUGGUGAAGACACAGAAAUUGGGGAAAAAUCUAUCAGGAAACUUUUAGAUGUGCUUGAUGAAUAUAUUCCAGUUCCUGAGAGAGACUUUAUGUCACCAUUUAUGGUACCUAUUGAUAACAUGUUUUUGGUACCUGGUAGAGGUACUGUCGUUGUUGGAACCAUUUUCAGAGGUAUUGUUAAGAAAAACGCAGUCUCUGAGUUGGUAGGUUUUGAUACAAAAAUUAAAACUUCCAUUGGAGAUUUACAAGUGUUCAAAAAAAGUGUGCCAGAGGCUAAAGCAGGGGAAAAUGUUGGUAUAUUACUCAGAAAUAUUAAAGUCAAGGACAUUGAAAGGGGGAUGCUUUUGUGUGAAAUGAAUAGUGUAAAGUUAUCAAAUAGAUUCACAGCAAGUGUGUACUUUUUAUCAAAAAGUGAAGGGGGCAGAUCAAAGCCCAUUACAGGAAAAUACAUCCAACAGUUAUUCAGUAAAACGUGGAGUAUAGCGUGUCGCGUUGAUUUAGAUGCUGGUGUGGAAUUGAUAAUGCCUGGAGAACAUGGAAAAGUUUAUUUAACUCUUCUGUGUAAAAUGGUUAUGACACCUGGUCAGUGUUUUACUAUUAGGGAAAAUAAAAUUACAGUUGCAACAGGAAUUAUCACAGAAACUUUGCCUGAAGUUGUUAUUACUAAGAAUUUAGGAAAAUUAGAGUUGAGCAAUGCUUAAUAAGUUUUAAUAAAGAAUUUGUAACAUUG
Molecule: messenger RNA, 1481 nt
Organism: Zophobas morio
Lineage: Eukaryota; Metazoa; Arthropoda; Insecta; Coleoptera; Tenebrionidae
Product: elongation factor Tu-like
Exons: 4
Coding region: 52-1452 (466 amino acids)
Biological process (GO): mitochondrial translational elongation
Cellular component (GO): mitochondrion
Molecular function (GO): translation elongation factor activity; GTP binding; GTPase activity
Source: RefSeq, a predicted model, not a curated record